Molecule: messenger RNA, 4576 nt
Organism: Thunnus maccoyii (southern bluefin tuna)
Lineage: Eukaryota; Metazoa; Chordata; Actinopteri; Scombriformes; Scombridae
Product: RD3 domain-containing protein
Exons: 3
Coding region: 3882-4568 (228 amino acids)
Source: RefSeq, a predicted model, not a curated record
UUCAUGAAUCGCAUUUUAUCUGGAGCUGUACAUAACCAUGAGCGAAACAAAUAAAUGAAAUGGAAUAAUACAAGUGAAAAAUAGUGUUUUUGACAAUAGGUAUGUGGUGUACUGAAAUAAAGUGUAAUAUAACAAGCCAGCAUAAUUAAUAAUUAACCACCUUGUUUUUCACCAAAUCAGUCUUUAACAAAUUUAAAAUGAGCUUUGCAAUAUGUAAAUUAUCACAAAAAAUAUUUCAAAUAAAGAAACCUGUUCAGUACAGUUUUACGGUAUAAAACUAGAAAACAUAAGAUAAUAUGACUUAAACAAAUUCUAAAAUUCUGGCCAAAAAUUGAACAGCAAAUUUGAUUUCAUAGUUGUAUUUAUGGGUCUGACUCCAUAAAUAAAUUAUAUAUAUUAAACUUCUUUUCUCCUAUUAACCUCCUUUCAAUUCACUUCAAUCCAGAUUACUUUAUUUUCAUUUGUGCAGUGGACAAAUAAGGCAAAUACAGCAGUCAUAGACAAUCAAAGCACAGUCAGGGCCACGAUUAGUUAAUCAUUGUGUGCAGCCAUGAUACAUAAAAUACAUAAAAUAAAUACCUAAUUCACAUACAAAUUGAAAUACCAUUCUAAGGAUAAAAAACUUGGAGUAAAAGCCACGAGCAAUAAUAAUGCUACAGUGCAGCAGUGCUAGUGUGUGUGUGUGUGUGUGUGUGUGUGUGUGUGUGUGUGUGUGUGUGUGUGUGUGUGUGUGUGUGUGGUCUGACUUAGCCUACUUUUGGGGACACAUUUCAGACUCAAGACCAGUUACUGUAAUUAAUGAACUUUAAUGAUAUGAAACUUUAUUUAUACAGCAUCUUUCAUACAUAAAAUGCAGCUCAAAGUGCUUUACAGCAGAAAAUAAAAAGACAGAGGUACUAUAAAGAAGACAUGAGGGGCCAUAAAAAAGAGCAAUAAAAGGAGCAAUAAAAAGAGCAAUAAAACAAUUUAAAAAAGAAUAAAAAAGCAUAGAAUGGGUAUAAAGGUAUAAAAGAAGUAUUAAAUAAAACAUUGAUGUCAUAAAAAAUUAAAUAGCAAGAUCGUAAAAAUAGGUUUUGGGCUGUUUCUUAAAACUAUCAACCAAAGUUGCUUGUCUAAUUCAUAGUGGGAGUGUGUUUUAAACCUUUGGUGCAUAAAAACAGAAGUCUGCUUCACUUUUUAUGGUUCAUUUUUGGAUCUGAUACGACGGUUUGGAACAUAUUCGGACAAGCAAUCAGAAAUGUAUGAAGGUUCUGAACCACUAAGAGCCUUAAAAACAAGUUAAAGAAUUUAAAAUCAAUCCUCAGUGACGCAGGCAGCCAGUGUAAUGACGCUAAAACUGGAGUAAUAUGAUCUCUUUCCCUGGUUCUUGUUAAAACCCUGGCUGUUGAGCUGCAGCCUCCAUUGUAAGUAGGGUCUAACUCUUGCAAUUUUUCUUCAGUGAUAAAAGACAAUCUUUGUAACAUUGUUUAUGUGUGAAUUAAAAUCUAACUCAGAAUCAAGAAUAACACCCAGAUUUUUUACUUCCAACUUGUUCUGUGGUACCAGACUUCCAAGUUUGCUAGAAACCUUUUGUCUCUGUUCACUUUUACCAAUUAUGAGAAUUUCUUUUUUUUCUUCAUUUAAUUUAAGAAAAUUAUUGCUCAUCCGCUGUUACACACUCGAGAGGCAAUUUAUAAUGAGAUUCAGUGCAUCAGAGUCAUCUGGCGCUACAGAUAAAUACAACAGUGUCAUCAGCAUAACAAUGAUAAUUCAAACCAUGAUCACCAAUAAUUUUACCAAGUGGUGGCAUAUUUAAACAAAAUAAUAAAUGACCAACAAUUGAACCCUGUGGACAUUGAAUUUGACUGUCUGGUGUCUGUCUGUGAGGAAGGAGAGGAUGAGGAGUGUGAGGUGGGGGUUGACAUUCAUCUGAAGGAGAUUGUAUCGCAUUAGAUGAGGUUGCAUGCUGUUAAAUGCGCUUGAGAAAUCCACAAAAACCUUCCUCCCUCUGUAGCUGUGGUAGAAUGAGCCUUUCAAAGCUCUUCAUCGGCAAAUAUAUUAAAGCUACAGGGCGAAGAUUGUGAUUUAGAUUGUGGAUCCGUGUAUCUGGGUGACAAGAGACACCUGUUAAUCUAGCGGAUGAUACUGCAGAGACAAAGACGCUGCCCACAUUUUUAUUGGAUAGAAACACAUCUGAACUUUGUCUUGAUUGGCCGCACAUACACACCCAUCAGAAAAUGGAGGCCCAGCAUAUUUCACAUAGUGCGAGAGCGGAAUACGACACAGGCGUUUGUCAUAGCAGGAAAAGCACAGGUGUUACUAAUAUCAUUAACAAUGCCUCUGUUCUAAUUCAGUUGUCCCAGUAAGCCACGACAGUGUGACAGUGAGCGAGCACGCACGACACCAAGACCCUGAAACUGAAGCAGCUAUAUAGAAUUCAGCCGUAGUUGAUUUUAUUAUUUACACCUGUGCUUUUCCUACCAUGACAAAAAAAAUGUGUUCCAUGAAAAAUACCUAAAAUACUUUUUAAAGGGUGGUAAUCACUGACAAAUAUGAAUGCACGACUGUAUGACAUGACACAAGAAGACAGGUUUGCUCUGUUUCUUUGAGAGUUUGUCAUGUCAAACUGCGUGACAGAGAGCGGCAGAGCAAAUUAAUUUUACACGUUGAUAUUUCAUGAUUGUUUCAUAAGUGGAUUGAAUAUGUGCGAAUGGAUCAUUAGGAUUCAGAGAAUAUUUCAUUUCAUUUUCUGCAACUGAUGUUAAUUUAACAGUAAGCUGGUCAGGGGGUCUGAAGGAGGCUUUAGCGCGGAAAUCUAUGUGCCGUUUUUUUCCACAAUGGUGAAACGAUUCACGAUACCCUUCCUAUACAAUCCAAAAUUAAGGUUAUUCUUCUGAUUUAUGUUAUUUUCAGUGGUGGGCCACAUAUAGUAGCAACUAACCUUUCCCCUAUAUUACAAACAAUAAGAGCACCCACUGUAGGCGACUUUAAUUAGAUUAUAAUAGUCAUUACAACCACUCAUUCUUCCCGGUAGGCUCUGGAUUUCAGUGUAAUCUGGGAUUUGGUGGCUCAGUGCUGAGUGAUGCGGAAACCCAGAAACUAGCCUGCAAUUAUCUUCCAUACAAUAACAUAUGCUAGUUAGUGGGACAGGCCUGACAGUUUAUAAGUGUGAGAAAGUUAUAUUAGGUGGGUGGUUAUGUAAUCUUAGUGCAAUGCUGGUCUGGUAAUUUACAGGUGUGCCUCAAGAAUUGCUGUCUGUGAACUGGGAGACCAUUGUCACUCAUGCAAUGUGUUAUUUUCAAGAAACCAGAAAGUCUCAUGGUUAGAAUUUUAUGACUCUUCAGGAAAAUCUUUCAGCCACUGUGGAAGAAGAUUGAAGUACCUUUGAACAAGGCAGCGUCCAGCCUGCAUGUGUGUAUGAGAUCAAAGCCUCUUUACAGCUUUAACUGCCAGAUAAAAAGGAGAUCAAAUUGUUAAAACACAACAGAAAUGUGGCUUAAAUGAAAUGAAAAUAGCUUUGUACAGCCAACAAUAAGGUUCGCGUGCUAUUACGUAAACAUCCCACUUGAAUUCUGUCACUCAGGUGGAUGCUCAUGUCAUGUGGUAAGCUCAUCUUUAUUAAUACAGGAUUACAUUUAUUCUCAAUCCUAAACUCACACACACACUCCACAUGCUCCUCACAAAAGUACGAACAAGUACUGUCUGCCGGGACCGUCAAAGGUAGCAAGGCAGGCAGGUAGCUGUGUACAGGUACCCGCUGGAGACAGAGGAGUUUCACCCUUUUUGAGUCUCACAAGUCCAUGGAGGCCUUCAGCUCAUCUGGCUGCUAACGGAGGCUUUACCAGACAACCGGUGGAUUUGUGUGAAAGAAGAAUACACUACAGCUUUGGAAAGCCACUUUCAUGAAGAUGUUUCCUUGGUCCGCUGUGUUCACCCUUGAGCCCAAAGUGCCCGGCCAGCGCACCUCUGAGGAGUUGGUCACCAAUACUCUGAUGCUGGAGCUGGGGGCCAUGGUGAAGCGUACCGAACGCAUCCGUCUGGAGCGGGCAACAGAAGGUCGGCGUCGCCGCCGCAGCUCCUCCUCCACAGCUGACUACAGCUGGCUGGCCAACACGCCGACCCGGCAGCCAUUCGAGCUGACCCCCAACGACCUGCUGGAGCUGCAGGACCUCUGUAGCAAGAUCCCUCCUGCACAGUGCGGCCCUUUGAUCGUCAGGUUCAGGCGCCUGGUGUCACAGAUGGAGCCCGAGGUUCACGAGGUGCCCCGGCUGUUUCGCUUGGCACUGCGUGAGUGCGUGGACGAGGUUAACAGAAACGGAGAAGUGGAGACGCAUGACCCUGUGUUUGAGAAGCAGCAGCGCAGCAAGAGCCUCUCCUUCGUUACCUUCCGCUCCAAGUUCCGCACAGGCCAGUUCUUCAAGGGCAGCAACUUGAGCGGCUCCAGAGGGAACCUGCAGCAGCAGGUGGAUUGGUCCGACGAGGAGGAGGACGGAGAAACGGAGGAGGAGGCAAUCAAGGCCAGGGCGAGGAAGGGAAGGAGCAGGAGCAUGCCAGAGAUCACCCCUAUGGAGCAAAGUGCCCAGGGGUGAGAGGAGGG